AUGUCUGACGACGGACCCCCUUUGUUGCGGCCCAUUCCCCGCCGCCCCUUCGACUUCAACUACACAAGCCCUACUCCCCCAGAAGACGCCUCGUCCUCCCCAAGCCCGAAUCCCGAGCUUGACUUCUCGAGAUUGCACAAUGGCCAAGCUUCGUCGGAUUCUGGCUCCUUGCCCCGCGCGCAGUCCAUCAUGAACUUGACGUCCUCCACGUUAUUUGGCAUAUACUCUCCGACGACCUAUGGGAGCCGCGACGGCAACGAGAGGGACGAGCCAGAUACACCAUGGGGAACAGGGGCACAAACCCCCAUCAAGCGCCCUAGCGUGGACGACACGACAUUCGAGCUCAUGAAGGAUCGCUCGACUCUGCUGCGCCGACGCUCCUCAUAUCGUGGUGCCAAGCAGCCACCGCCCUCAACUGCAGCCUCUACGCUGUUCACAACCUUCAGAAUAGCCCUUCUGUUCAUCAUUGGCAUGGGAUACGGUGUUAUGGUUACUCGGUUGCAGAACGAACAUCGAUUCUCGUCAUUCCAGGUCGAAAGCAUCAUAAAACCAAGUUAUAACUGGCAAUACCUUUCAUUAUGGGGUCUGUCGGGCGUCGUCCUCGGCGGCCUGCUCCCUUGGUUCGAUGGUGUGUGGGAGGAAACAUUUGGAAAGGAUGAGGAGAUUGCAGAAGAGAGGGAAACCCCGUCUCCUGAAGACGCCAGCCCUGUCAAGGACUGGGCGUUAGUUGUUCGGAGUAUCGGUGCCUUUGUUGGUAUUGUUUUUGCCAUUCGUAAACUCCCAUGGGCCUCCACCCUCCAGGUAUCCCUAAGUUUGGCUCUGGUCAACCCAUUUCUAUGGUAUUUGAUUGACCGGUCAAAACCCGGCUUUUUGCUGUCCAUGGCAGUUGGGGUGACGGGAUCGGCGGUGCUCCUGGGCAUCAACCCCGACGUGAUGCCUACCCCUUCAUCCCUCACCUACCGGAACGAGUCUGAGAGGGCUUACGCGGAGCCCAUGACGCUGGGCGGUUUGGCAAGCCAGGAGACCAUCGAGACGGGGAUUUGGAUGUUGAGUGUCUUGUUCUGCAGUUGCGUCUGUUUUGGAAACAUUGGCAGGCGUUAG
Colletotrichum siamense is the source of this 1101-nucleotide messenger RNA. It is a transcript of the gene NSG2, whose product is annotated as Protein NSG2. The record is from RefSeq and is a predicted model, not a curated record. Lineage: Eukaryota; Fungi; Ascomycota; Sordariomycetes; Glomerellales; Glomerellaceae. Gene Ontology annotation, cellular component: endoplasmic reticulum. Bases 1 to 1101 code for a protein of 366 amino acids. The transcript is spliced from 3 exons. Gene Ontology annotation, biological process: sterol biosynthetic process.